AUGCAGGGCCGCCAAAACAACUGUGACUCUCGUGUUACAUUACGAUAUCAACGACUAAUGUAUCCGGAGGGUUGUGGGUAUCGUAGCGAAACUGGUGGCUUAAUGGAAUGCCUUAGACAACUUGGCGUUGAGAAAAUUCUUGAUCCAUUGGAUGACAGAAUUGCAUCUAAGGGAAAGCUACCUCCUCAUAAACGGCCGUUUGUUGAUUCUGCACCGAUUCCUCUACUUGAAAAAUCUAUACAGGAAACUGUUAAAUUUCCGGAUGAAGAUGAGAGUAUGGGUCAAGUUGUAAUUGCUUGGCUUGAUACUCCAGUUUCCGUGUUACAAAAAGAAUUUGUUGAAAUUGAAGAGCCUUUAUGCACAGACAUUGAUUUCUCUAUCAAUGAGCAAACUCGGACAGCAAUUUUGGCAACCUUUGAAAAUGUUCCAACAGAAGAAUUGGAAGAUCUUGUUACUGGUUUAUUUGAUGUAUUUAAAAGAAUUGUUAAUGAAGGAAUUGAUAUGGAACGUAUGAAAAAUGUAAUUCAUCGUGAUAGACUAAAGACUUUAAAUGAAAUUGAAGUAAAUCCGCAUAAUGUAUUUUCUGGACUUUGUAUUGUAGACCAUGUGUAUGGCAAAGAAACUGGUGAAGACCUUGAAAGGGGUGUUAAAGAUCUGGGUUAUUAUGAACAAAUUGCAAAUUUUUCUGAGAAGCAGUAUCAUAUUGACAAUCCUCACAUCGCGUUAUUGGGAUGUCCGUCUGCAGAAUUCUCAAAGAAACUUAUAGACGAUGAACUUAAACGCGUUGAAAAACAACGUGAAACGCUAGGUCCCGAAAAAUUAAAGGAUUUAGAAAAACAAUUAGAAAAAGCAAAAGAAUCAAAUAAUGUGCCCAUUCCGCCUCAAAUUAUUGUUCCAAGUAUUGAAAGUAUAACAUUUAUAAACGUUAUUACCGGUCGAAAUAAAUCAGAAGGAAAAUACAAAAAUAUCGUUCAAGGUUAUCUUGAUAGUGACAAUUCGACAGACAUCCCAUACUUUAUUCAAUUUGAUCAUAUUCCUUCUGCAUUCGUAAAUAUUUCUAUCUAUAUCACCACAGAGCCUAUUCCCGUCCACCUUCGCCCAUACCUGGAAAUUUAUCUCGAAACAUUUUAUAGUUUGCCGUUGAAUAGACCCAAUGGUGAACAUUUAACAUUUGAACAAAUGGUUAAUGAAUUGAACACAGACACCAUUAGCUAUGAAGAUAAUUGGGGAAUUAAAGGAUUUGAAGGAAUGAUUUGUUUUUCUCUCAAAGUUGAAGCUUCUAAAUAUGCAACUGGGAUUCGAUGGUUACGUGAUUUAUUGUGGAAUACGGAAUUUACUGCCGAAAGGCUUAAAAUUUGUGCUUCAAAACUACUAAAUGAUAUUCCGCAAACUAAACGCGAGGGAUAUGAAAUGUCAUUAAAUGUGCUACAAACAAUCCAUUAUGAUCGCUUACGUUCAAAUAAGUACGUUUUAGGCGUUUUGAACCAAGAAAAAGUUUUACCCGAAACCAUUAAAUUAUUAGAAGAAAAUCCAAGUAAAGCUAUUGAAAUGUUUACAAAGCUUAAAGAGAUUUUGAUUUCCCCAGAAAAUUUUAGAAUUCAUGUGAGUGGAGAUAUUGUGAAAUUGCCAAAUCCUAAAAGCGCAUGGGCAGAAAAUUUUAAAAAUAUCACGGAUACAAAACCUUUAUCACCAAUUCCCUCACCCCAAAAUGGAUAUAUUAUUAAGCUUCCUGCUAUUGAAAAUACUUUUGCUACUCAUGCAGCGAAAGGUCCAACUACUUUUGAUUCGCCAGACCUUGCACCAUUACUUGUACUAUGUGAGGUUUUACACACAAUGGAAGGUUUAUUCUGGAGAGCAAUUCGUGGUCAGGGAUUAGCUUAUGGUGUUUUUCUUAAAGUUAAUGUGGAAUCAGAAGGUGCAAAAAGUGGUGUCAUUUAUGGUCUUGUCAGCAAAGAGGCUACAGAAUCAUUUGUUUCGCAAGUUUUAAAUAAUUUGGAAUCUGGUUUUAAUAAAAAAUUAAUUUCAAGGGUUCAGGCUGUGAAAUUUGAAGAUCUUCACGCUAUGUUGGUGAAAUAUAUAACAAAAUUAUUUAUGCCUGAAACUUCGAAUGUUGUCGUUAUUUCAGCUCCUGGUAAAGUUAAGGAUGUACAAGAAGGAUUUAAUACUCAUGGAUUUAAGUUGGAAGUUAAAAGCUUAGAUAAAGUUAUUAAAUAA
This is a messenger RNA of Dentiscutata erythropus, 2214 nucleotides long. NCBI's taxonomy places the organism in Eukaryota, Fungi, Glomeromycota, Glomeromycetes, Diversisporales, Gigasporaceae. The record is from the annotation of a GenBank genome assembly.